Messenger RNA from Strongylocentrotus purpuratus (purple sea urchin), 5348 nucleotides. RefSeq names its product zinc finger protein 91-like. Gene Ontology annotation, biological process: regulation of DNA-templated transcription. The record is from RefSeq and is a predicted model, not a curated record. The transcript has 3 exons. Gene Ontology annotation, molecular function: RNA polymerase II cis-regulatory region sequence-specific DNA binding; DNA-binding transcription factor activity, RNA polymerase II-specific. NCBI's taxonomy places the organism in Eukaryota, Metazoa, Echinodermata, Echinoidea, Camarodonta, Strongylocentrotidae. Bases 1119 to 4811 code for a protein of 1230 amino acids.
UUUGCUAGUCAAUGCUCUCUGACGGCACAGGACGAGAUUGCGGUCAAACAAGCCACAGAAGAUCGCAAAAUAUCUGGUAUUGAGCAAUUUGAGAAAGAAGAGACAGGUGCCAUGAUGAGAUUUUUCCAAUUUUCUACUGAUGAUCUGCAGAACAGAUUAAUCUGACAUUUUAAAAAAAGGGAGGAUGGCUGUUUCACCACACCUGAUGAGACCUUGAAUAUCUGGGACUAUUACUUCAAUGAACACGACCUGAACUUCAAUAUCUGGGACUAUUACAUCAAGGAACCCUACCUAAACAUCAAUAUCUGGGACUAUUAACUUCAAUGAACCAUGCCUGACCUUCAAUAUCUGGGACUAUCACUUCAAUGAACCCUAUGUAAACUUCAAUAUCUGGGGCUACAUGUAUUGCCUGAACGAAACCUACCUGAACUGCAAUAUCCGGGACUAUUACUUCAAUUAACCUACAUAGACUCUAGAAUCUGGGACUACUACAUCAUAGGGGCUGCUCUCUUGGUCUCACGGAAGGUCAGCAUAGAAAAACAACAAAUGUUGUAGUGUAGUAUCAGUCCUUUCUUGACAGCAUGGACGGCAGAGCUGUUGGCGGCCUUUAUUGUGGAACCUACUUUUGUAACAAUCAAACUAUAAAUUCAAAAGGUGUCCCUCAAUGAUGUGAAUCACUUUUAUGGUUUAGUCAGUGCUUUAUGGGUUCUGGUUCAUAAGUCACUCAAAUAAAAGAAUUGGUGAUCAUGAGUCUGGUGAAGGGAACUAUUUACAAGUAUUUUUAACUGAUAAGGCUCGACAACAAGCAUGUUUAUAAUGUCAUUAUGGUAGUUUUUAUUCUCAGUUCUUGAUUUCUGUUUUCAUCUUGACUUUUGAAAGUAUGUCUGAAAUCAAAGUAGGCUUAUUGUUUGUAUGAUCCUUCAGAGAUUUCAUUCAGUAUUUUGUUCACAAGUCACUGUUAUAUAUUUGGUAAUAUCAUUCACUUACAUAAGAUGAACAUUUCAUUGACUUCUCUAACCCUUGCAGAUCACAAUAUGACAUAGGAGGAGACUUUGCUAUCGUCUUCAUGAGUAACAUUCCUACAUGUCUGCUCUACAAAAAACCUUUAUCUCACCAGGAUGGAGACAUUAUUCAGAUGUAGAUAUUGUCACAAGGCCUGCAACAAUAGUCUUCAACUGGAGAAGCAUGAGAGAACGCACCAAGAGGAAACAGUCGUGACCUGCAGAGGUUGUGGUGAGCACUUUGAAAGCAAGGAUUUACUUGCAAGACAUCCCUGCACAGGAUCUGACAAAGGCAACUUCUGUGCAAAGACGCAUGCUACAGAUACAGAGCUGCAAGAACAUGAGCAGGGACACCUUCGUGGAGUGGAGAAGUUCCAAUGCAAACUAUGCAACUGCAAUUUUGACAUGGUCCACGAUCUUCAAAGACACUUAGAAAUGCACAAUCAUACCAAUAAAUACAUAUAUAUGUGUCCGAAAUGCUCAAAGAGGUUCGAAUCAAAGCUGUCUUUGGAAUGUCACCUUCAGGAGCACGAGGAAGUGAAGUCAGGCUCGCAGGAUCCGUUGAGAGUGAUACCAAGUAAUGAUGCGGUGGAUAUCACUGGAAGUACAAGGUUAGAGACAUUCUUUUGUAAUGUUUGUGGACAGACUUUUAAUCGGGAGGGACAGUUUCGGCAGCACCUGGAUGGACAUUUCCAGAGGAACUUGUACGAGUGUGACAUUUGCAAUAGCAGGUUUGCCGGUCCAUUCCUCUUGCAACAUCACAUGGAGGUACACAGCUCAGCGAGGCCCUUUGUGUGCUCACAAUGUGGAACGGGAUACAGACAGAAGGAGUUGCUGAUGAAGCAUUUCAAAAUUCAUGGUGUACCAAAGAUGGACAAUCGUGAUCAACUCCAAGAGGCAAGUAGCAAGCAAGAAGUGAAGCAGACUGGUGUGUUUAUUUCUCAUGAAGAGAGCGAUGCAAGUGCUCUGAUUGACAAAAAGGUCAACCAACACUUGGACAGUGAUGGAGCAAACUUUUUUGACUUGCUUCAGACAUGUAACAGUGAAGACAGUGAAAGUAUCUUUUGGGCAUCUCAAGCAGGUAAAGAUGAUUUUACCAAAAUAAAUCCUGUGUAUGAGGACUUGCUGUCCCAGACAGCUUUACAAAAUGAACAACUUCAUCCAAAACAACUCAGGGAAAACUCUUUGCCCAUGUCUGGUGAAGGAGGAGACCAAAGUCCUCCUCUUGUAAAGAUGAAAGGCAAAAGAAGGAAGUCCUUUCCGUGUGAUAUCUGCAACAAAGUGUUUAAAUUUAAAUCUCAUUGUCAGCGACACAGGCGGAUACAUACAGGAGAAAUGCCAUUCAAAUGUGGGGUUUGUGGCAGGAAGUUCAGGUGGAGGAGCUCACUGGUGACACAUGCGUGUCUGAAGUAUCGUGGAAAAGAUAAACCCUCCACCAGCGAUAUUUCUCUUGUGCAUUCUGCAGAGCAUCUGAAUGAUCACCAACAGGGACAUAGUGGAGAAUGUGUUCCUGAGGUCAAUGGACAUGGCGAAGUGACUCAAAAUGCCAACGAUGGAUUCGUCUGUAGUCUGUGUGGAGGGAAUUGUGCCACGGAGAUCCUGCUGCAGAGUCACACGUGUGUACUUGAUGGGCGUAAGUCUGAUCCUCCAACGUCUGAAAUUCAAAUGCAGUGGCAGAGUGAUAGGGUUGAUCCCGCGAAGAGAAGUGUGGUGGUGUCCAGCACGAUGCCUACAGAGAAUAGCCAGUCCAUCUUGCCAAUGACUGGUGCAGGAACUAACCAAACAUCUGAUCCUGCUGUUGGCGUAGUGCAACAGAAGCAGCUUCAGGGAUCAAGAAAGUGGGGGAUAUCUUGGAAGACCAGGCAGCCAAGAGUUUCCACUCCGAGUGCAAACACUGCUGUUACCUCACAUCCAAGUGCAGUAAAGGAGAGGAACAAGGUGUUUGCAUGCGAGUUUUGUUACAAAGUUUUCCUCUGUAAAAAUAAAUAUCUGCGGCACAAGCGUUUACAUACAGGAGAGAAGCCUUUUGAAUGCGUUAAGUGCAACAGGAGAUUCAUGUGGGCGAGCUCACUGGCUUCACAUAAGAAAACACAUGAAAAAAGGGAUUUACAUGUAUAUGCUACAAAUCAUGAUGUUAUCUCCGUAAUUGAUUCUGAGCAAUCUGAUGAGGCAACACUAGAGCAAUCAGGCUGGAUUCCUGAAGUUAAAGAGGAAAGAGGUUUGGACAAAGCUUUCAUUUGCGGGCAGUGCGGAAAGAGUUUCACCUCGGAACACAAGUUGCGAUGUCACGCUUCUGUACAUGAAGUCCACAAGUACUUCUCACGAUCAGCGCCAAGGACUGAUACAGGUUUAGCUCAAGUUUCUUACAGGGCUAAGGAUGUAACUCAAAAGAGCAAUGUUGAACCAAAGCAUAAGGAGAAGUGCCACACAAGGAAGCCUGAAGGCACUACGUCAGAGACAGGUGUGCUUUCGAGAAAGCGGAACAGGAGGCAGUUUGUUUGUGAGUAUUGCAACAAGGUGUUUAACCAUCGCAGCCGGUAUGUGCGACACUUGCCUAUCCAUACAGGUGAGAUGGCAUACCAAUGUAGUCUUUGUCACAUGAAAUUUAAGUGGAGAAGCUCGCUGGACUCGCACAAGAAGUCUCACGACAAAAAGAAAGGAGGAACUUCUAGUGAUGACUCUCUUCCCUUCAUUGAUGCUGAGAAGUCUGGUGAACUCAUGCAAGAGCAACCAGAUGGAACCCUUGAAGAAAAUGAGGGGACUGUUGGAGACGAAAUGUUCAUUUGCUUGGUAUGUGGAAUGGAUUUUGACACGGAAAUGCAACUACAAAGUCACAACUCCACCCAUGAAGACACAAAGUAUGAUCCAAUAUCUGUGCCAAGAACUGAUACAGAUGUGGCACAACUUUCUGGUAGAGCGAAAGAAGCACCAAAACAGAACAAUCCUGAGAAUUCCAAGGGGAAUGAAAAGCCCCACACAGGAAGGAUUGGUAACCCUUUAGAAACAGAUAAAUUUCAUAAGCAAAAGAAAAUAAUUAAAAACUUUGAAUGUGAAGUCUGUAGCAAAGUGUUCCAUAUAAAAAACAAUUAUCAUCGGCACAAGCUUUUGCAUACAGAAGAGAAGCCAUUUCAGUGUGACCAGUGUGAAAAGGCAUUCAAGUGGGGAAGCUCAUUAGAUUCACAUAUCAAGUCUCACAACAAAAAGAAAGGACCUACUUCCAGCUCUGACUACGUGUCUCUCAUUGCUAACGAGCUGACCCAAGAGCACUCCGAACCGAUCCCUGGGUGUAGUCAAGAUGAGAAGUCGGCAAGCACUUCUCUGAAACCGUUUGUUUGUCCCCAAUGUGGAAUGGAUUAUGUCUCUGACUUGGAGCUGCAGAUUCACAUGUAUAUACACGGAGAUGAGGCCUAUCUCCAGAGAGUCCAGACAAAAAAGCGUAUGGAUGGGACUGACCCUGAGAAAAUUGAUAGACCCGUGAUGCAAACAACCCAACGUCCUACAGCCAAUGUUCCACCUCACCAGGUACAUGAGCCAGAGAGUAGAGGGAUCAGGUCUACAGAGAAGUCUGGUACUAGUGGUAGUACUACCUUGGAAAGAGGUACAAUGCAGAAGCAGACGAGCAAGAACUAUGUGUGCGAGAUCUGUGGCAAAUCAUUCGGCAGUUCAAACCACUAUCGGCGUCACAUGCCACUCCACACGGGCGAGGUGCCGUAUGAGUGUGAGAGAUGCAACAAGAAAUUCAAGUGGAGAAGCUCGCUGGAUUCACACAGAAGAUCACAUGCACGGAAAGAUGCUCUUACCGAUGUAUAGUUCAGUCAAUCCAUGAACUUUAAAGCCCGUCUGUACUAGUUUGGCCAGGGGGGAUUAGACCUCCCUGCAAGGUCACUGACAAGUGUCUAUCUCAUCAAAUCAGCUCUCAAUUAACAUAAGAAAAAAAGGAUCAUGGGGAACAUGGUCACCUAUGCAUUGUUUUCUAGAUAGAGGGAGCAAGUAGUACAGUGGGGCUUUAAAGAUACAGAGUAUGAUUUGUAAGAAGUCUUGGCAAUACCUUUGGCACUUCUUUCCUAUGAUUUUCAUUUUUAAGAAGGGCAUCUGCCCAAUGAACAACCAACCAUCAUUUUUUAUCCUCUGGAUUUACCCAUAUACAGUUUACCAGGGCAGGCAUACUCACAAAAUUCAAAUGUAUCUGCAGCAGGAUGGUUCACACAAAAAAAUCCAAACAUGUAAAAUUGAAACGUGGAAGGAGUAUGAACAGAUGUGUAUGAAGAACAAAGUCUCCUCUGCCCAGGGUACAGGGGCCCGUUUCUCGAAACCGUCAUAAGUCUAACUUCUUGACUAUCCCAUUGA